AUGGUGCGGGUGGGCGGAGGUAUCAUCUGCAAUGAAGGUUACACGUCAGUGGCGACAGCGGCUGUUGCCGGCCUCUGUCUUUGCCUGCCACACAGCGCCGAGGCGUGUUUCUUCUUGGGGCUUAGCCUUCUGCCCAUUCUCCUUCCUCGUGUUGCAAUGGUUAUUGGUUGCUUCUUCCUUUCUCGCCCCCGCGCCACACGGAGAAGCGGGGAAAAGGAACAACGACGAAAGGCAAGAAUGAAAAACAUCCUGGGUGGGGCACUGCGACGGCAACGCUGCAUCGCCUCACUCGCGGGGAUAGCGUUCCUCGGCUACCUGCGGGGCCCACCACAAACCUUCACACUCGGCGGCGGAGGCGGCGCCCGUGCAUACGUGUUGUCAGCUACCCCGUGCUGCCUUGGGAGGCGCAUCCAACGAAAACGCUCACGGCACCGUGAGCCCGCUGAGGGUGACUGGUUGUGCCAGUGCGGCGAACUGAAUUACAAGUCGAAGCGCGAGUGUUUCAAGUGUGGCGCCCCCGCCCCGCCGCUUCCGCCCGGUGUUCGGCGACCAUCACUGCCUGGAGAGGAUCCGCAUGACUGGGCAUGUCCCUGCGGCCAGAUGAACUUUAGGGGAAGUGUUGUGUGCCACAAGUGCCAGCAGCCCAAACCAGCGCCCCCGCCGCUGCCGGGGAAGGAGGUGACAUUGUGGACGUGCCCCAAGUGCAAGGGCGUCAACAGGAAUCUGAGGAAAUAUUGCUUCAAGUGCUCCACUCCGUCACCGUUACUUACAUUUAAGCCCAUUCUGUAG
This is a messenger RNA of Trypanosoma rangeli, 789 nucleotides long. RefSeq lists its product as uncharacterized. The transcript has a single exon. The coding region runs from base 1 to 789 and encodes 262 amino acids. The record is from RefSeq and is a predicted model, not a curated record. NCBI's taxonomy places the organism in Eukaryota, Euglenozoa, Kinetoplastea, Trypanosomatida, Trypanosomatidae.